Molecule: messenger RNA, 2768 nt
Organism: Suncus etruscus (white-toothed pygmy shrew)
Lineage: Eukaryota; Metazoa; Chordata; Mammalia; Eulipotyphla; Soricidae
Gene: PGR
Product: progesterone receptor
Exons: 9
Coding region: 1-2493 (830 amino acids)
Biological process (GO): regulation of DNA-templated transcription; steroid hormone receptor signaling pathway
Cellular component (GO): nucleus
Molecular function (GO): sequence-specific DNA binding; steroid binding; zinc ion binding
Source: RefSeq, a predicted model, not a curated record
AUGACCGAGCUCAAGGCCAAGGGGCCCCGCGCUGCCCACGUGGAGGGCGGCGCGCUGUCCCUGUCCUUGUCCCCAGCGGUCCCGGGGGUCCCUCCCGCCUUGGACCCAGGGCUGCUCUUUCCUCCCAAACCCACCGAUCGCCCGGCAGGCGCUCCCCCAGACCUGGACGCCCCGAGACCCCCCGAGAAAGACAGCGGGCUGCUGGACAGCGUCCUGGACACGCUCUUGGCACCGUCGGGGCCCGCGCACGUUCCAUCCCCGGCCGCCUCGGACCCUGCCACCGCCUCUCCUUGGUGCCUCUUUGGUCCGGAGCUGCCCGAAGACCCCCGGGGGUCCCCCACGCUCAUGAACCGGCCGGAUUUAAGCAAAGCGGGAGAGUGCCCCGGUCCUCCGGGCCAAGCGCACAAGGCGCGCCCGCUGGGGCAAGAACCGCAGCACUGGUCCAGAUGCGCCCCGCAGCCUCCAGCUGUGUUGGUGACCGUGGACCACGAUGAGGAGGACGUGGGAGACGACAACGACGACUCGGAGGCCGAGGAGGGUCCCCCGGGGCCGAUGCGCAGUAUAGAAGGCAGAGCCCGCGCGCUCGGGGACCCGCCCGGAGGAGGAGGAGGAGGAGGAGAAGGAGGAGCAGCGGCCACCCGGGAGGACCAGACGCGCUGCCCCGACGCGCCCGGGCGCUUCCCAAGGGACCUGGACUUCAUCCAUGUGCCGCUGCUGAAGCUACCCCAGGCCGUGUGGGCAGCCAGGACGCGGCAGCUGCUGGAAGGCGACGGGUUCGAGUCCAGGACCUCGCCGGGACCCUUCCCCGAUUGCGCCUACCCGCCGGGCACCGCCGAACCCCGCGAUCGGGACCGCGAGGAUGCCUUUGCGCUCUACGGAGACCCGCAGCCUUCCUCGCUGAAGAUCAAGGAGGAGGAAGAGGGGAGCGCCGAGGCGGCCAAGCGCUCCCCCAGGCCCUUCGUGCUGGCCGGACCCGCCGCCGUCUACGCGGCCGACUUCGCCUUGGCACCGCCGCGCGCGCCCGGGGAGGUGGCAGCCGCUAUGCCCGGCACCCUGGCGGCCCCGUCGGGCUCGGCGCUCGAGUGUCUGCUGUACAAGGCCGAGGGCGCGCCUCCAGCGCCGGCGCCAGCACCUCUGCCCGCCUGCAAAGCCCCGGCUGGGGGUGCCUGCCUGGUGCCCACCGCCUCUGUGGCAGCCGCCGGCGCCCCGACCCCGGCGCUCUACCCGCCACUCGGCCUCAACGGGCUGCCGCCGCUCGGCUACCAGGCGGCUGUGCUCAAGGACGCGCUGCCGCCAACCGUCUACCCGCCCUAUCUCAACUAUAUAAGGUCGGAUGCAGAUGCCAGCCCGAGCCCCCAGUACAGCUUCGAGACAUUGCCCCAGAAGAUCUGUUUAAUCUGCGGGGAUGAAGCGUCCGGCUGUCAUUAUGGUGUCUUGACCUGUGGGAGCUGCAAGGUGUUUUUCAAGAGGGCCAUGGAAGGGCAGCAUAACUAUCUAUGUGCUGGAAGAAACGAUUGCAUCGUUGAUAAAAUUCGCAGGAAAAAUUGCCCAGCGUGUCGCCUCAGAAAAUGCUGUCAGGCUGGCAUGGUCCUUGGAGGUCGGAAGUUUAAGAAGUUCAAUAAAGUCCGAGUCAUGAGGGCCCUGGAUGCUGUGACACUCCCACAGUCAGGGGCAAUGCCCAGUGACAGCCAGACCUUAAGCCAGAGAAUGAGCUUCUCUCCGUCUCAAGACAUUCACCUGAUCCCCUCGCUUAUCAACCUACUGAUGAGCAUUGAGCCAGAAGUCAUCUACGCUGGCCAUGACAACUCCAAGCCCGACACCUCCAGUUCUCUGCUGACAAGUCUUAACCAGCUCGGCGAAAGGCAGCUCCUUUCUGUGGUCAAGUGGUCAAAGUCGCUGCCAGGUUUUCGAAACUUGCAUAUUGAUGACCAGAUAACUCUUAUUCAGUAUUCGUGGAUGAGCUUAAUGGUGUUUGGUCUUGGCUGGAGAUCUUACAAGCAUGUCAGUGGGAAGAUGCUCUAUUUUGCACCUGAUCUGAUAUUAAAUGAACAACGGAUGAAGGAAUCGUCAUUCUAUUCAUUAUGCCUUACCAUGUGGCAGAUCCCACAGGAGUUUGUCAAACUCCAAGUCAGCCAUGAAGAGUUUCUCUGUAUGAAAGUCUUGCUGCUGCUUAAUACAAUUCCUCUGGAAGGUCUCAGGAGUCAGAACCAGUUCGAGGAGAUGAGAUCAAGUUACAUUAGGGAACUCAUCAAGGCGAUAGGUUUGCGGCAAAAGGGAGUUGUCUCUAGCUCACAGCGUUUCUAUCAACUUACAAAGCUUCUGGAUAGCUUGCAUGAUCUCGUCAAACAACUUCAUCUGUACUGCUUGAACACAUUUAUCCAGUCCCGGUCCUUGAGUGUUGAAUUUCCAGAAAUGAUGUCGGAAGUUAUUGCUGCACAGUUACCCAAGAUUUUGGCAGGAAUGGUGAAGCCGCUUCUCUUUCACAAAAAGUGAAUGUCAUUUUGCAUUUUUAAAAAUAUUCAAUUUUAUGGUCUGAUGUUUCUGCGUUUUUGUUUAGGUCCGGAUUCUGAGGUCUUAAGUGUUUGUGAUGUUCUUCUCAAAGCCUUACAUUUAUAACAUCAUACUGUGUAAAUUUCUGAGAAAAAUUGUGAGGUUUUAUUUUCCUUUAUAAGGCAUAAUUAGAACUUUUGAGGUGUUUUGUGUACCCAUAUUUUUCUUUAGGUUGUUUACAAGUUCAAAAAAAAAGUAUUAACUUUGAUCAGUAAAAU